AUGGCGCUCUUCAGAAAGUUCUUUUAUCGGAAGCCGCCUGAUGGCCUCUUAGAGAUCUCCGAACGGGUUUAUGUUUUUGAUUGCUGUUUUAGCACGGAUGUUUGGGAAGACAACGAGUAUAAAGUCUACAUAGGAGGCAUAGUCGGUCAACUUCGUGAACAGUUCCUUGAUGCUUCAUUCUUAGUCUUUAACUUUCGAGAAGGAGAAAAACAAAGCCUGAUUGCUAACAUACUGUCUGAGUAUGACAUGACGGUAAUGGACUACCCACGACAAUAUGAAGGUUGCCCACUUCUCACAAUGGAGACAAUCCAUCACUUCUUGAGAUCAAGUGAAAGCUGGUUAUCACUCAGUCACAAAAAUGUUCUCUUGUUGCAUUGUGAACGAGGUGGAUGGUUGGUAUUGGCCUUCAUGCUGGCUGCACUCUUGAUUUACCGGAAGCAGUACACUGGGGAGCACAAGACGUUAGACAUGAUCUAUAAGCAAGCACCUCGAGAACUUCUGCAGUUAAUGUCACCGCUAAAUCCAAUGCCCUCACAGCUGAGGUAUCUUCAGUAUAUAACAAGAAGGAAUGUGGGAGCACGAUGGCCUCCACUGGAUGGGGCACUUACAUUGGACUGCAUAAUCAUUAGAUUAAUUCCUAAUUUGGAUGGAGAGGGCGGUUGCCGUCCAUUAUUUAGGAUAUAUGGACAGGAUCCUUUCAUGGCUGUUGAUCGGACUCCUAAAGUUUUGUUUUCUACCCCAAAAAGGAGCAAGCUCGUACGAUAUUACAAGCAGGCAGAUUGUGAACUAGUUAAAAUUGAUAUCCAUUGCCAUAUCCAAGGAGAUGUGGUUCUAGAGUGUAUUAGUUUGGAUCAUGAUCUGGAACGUGAAGAGAUGAUGUUUCGUAUCAUGUUCAAUACAGCCUUUAUACGGUCCAAUAUUCUGAUGCUUAAUCGUGAUGAAAUAGACAUACUAUGGAAUAUCAAAGAUCAAUUUCCCAAGGAUUUCAGAGCAGAGAUUCUUUUCUCUGAGAUGGAUGCCGGUACUUCUCUUAUAUCAAUUGAUUCGCCUGGUCUUGAGGAGAAAGAUGGCCUGCCAGUGGAAGCAUUUGCAAAAGUCCAAGAGAGUUUUAGCAGUGUGGAUUGGCUAGAUCCAAAAACAGAUGCAGCACUUAAUAUUCUCCAGCGGAUUGCGUCAUCAAAUGCUAUUCAGAAACUGGAUAAUGCUUCAGCCAAUUCCACAGAACCAACUGCCGAAGAACUUAAUUUGGAAAAUAGUAUCAAGAGUCCCACUUUCAUGGCUCAGGGGAACCAUGGAAGUGGUUUUGCUCAUGCUACAGAAACAGGCAAGUUAGUGCUAGAGUCAAAACUUAAAUCAGGAAGUGAUGUCAAGAGUUCCUCAUCUGCAGCUCAGGGGAGAAAUGACAGUGCUUCUGCUGAUGCUUCAGAAACAGGCAGGUCUUUGGCAGAGUCAAUUCCUGCAAAACUUAAAGCAGAACCAAAGGAGCCAGGAAAUAAUAUCAAGACUCCCACUCAUGUGGCUCUGCGGGAGCAAUCUAUGUUGAACUUUGAACUGUCUGUGGAUGCCAAUUUAAGUAGAAAAAAGAUUGAACCCCAAGAACUGCAAGUAUCUAUCCUACGACCUGUUCAAUCUAAAUUCAUAACUCAGCGAGUACAUAAAGCUUCACCAUCUGCACCAGCUUCAUACUGUAGUUCCUUGCAAGGAUCACCAGUGUCUAUGUCAAGAUAUCAAAGCACAUCCUCAGCCCUUGGCAUUACAGCUCUUCUGCAUGAUCACGUUGCAUCCAGUAGUGAACAAAUCACACAUCCUGUGACUGUAUCUCCAACUUCCCGCUCUACUUCAGCUGCUGAUUUAACUGCACCUAAAUCUGUGCAGCCUGGUCAGCUGUGUAUUGAUUCUAUUCCUCCACCCCGACUACCAUCAUCACCAUCACAAUCACCAACGCCAUCAUCAUUGCAAUCUUCAGGGAAUACAACUGUAGCAAAGGCGCCUGUUGUUAAUCCACCGUCUCCCCUGCCAGCAGCGGUUCCCCAACAAACUUCAGAUACACUCCAAGACUCUGAAAUUACAUUACAGGGUAGAGGUCAGUCAGCAUUAGUUCCCUCUUCCCCUCCUCCACCUCCUUCUCUUUUAGGGGCAUCUCCAUCAUCCUUUGUCAAGAGCUCAGUGUCAACUCCCCCACCUCCACCUCCACCUCCACCUCCACCUCCACCCCUUUUUGUUUCAGGGGCAUCUCCACGUCUCUCUGUCAAGAAUUUAAUUUCAUCUCCUCCUCCUCCUCCCCCUGCUCCUCCUCUCCCAACCUCACUCAAGAACUCAGUUUCUGUUCCGCUUCCUCCCCCUUCCAUUCGAGGAACAUCCACCGCGAAGAACUCAGUUUCAGUUCCCAAUGCGCCUCCACCUCCUCCCUCUGUCAAAAACUCAGUUUCAGCUCCCCCUCCCCCUCCGCCACCUCCUUUUUCAGGACGAUCUUCAUCAUCCACUGGCAAAACAUCCUCUGCAGCUCCCCCUCCCCCUCCAUCCCCUAGUUCUGCUUCUUCAGCUACAUGUCCCACUUCUUCUGCGCUGCAUAUGGAGCCAUCAGCAGCAGUCAUGUCUGGUCCCCCUCCACCGCCUCCACCUCCUCUACGUUCAGGGCCUGCCUCAACUUCUGCAGUAACAUUUUCAGCGCCGCCACCACCCCCUCCUCCAGCUUUUGCAUCUCCUUCGAGGGCUAGUAAUCUUACUGUACCUUCAAUUCCCGGACCACCUUCUGGAGUUCCUUUUAGUGCAAAAGGAAGGGGUUUAUUGCGUACAAAUUCAAGAAGUCAGACUCAACCUAAAAAGGCCAAUCUGAAGCCAUAUCAUUGGUUAAAAUUGACAAGAGCGAUGCAAGGGAGCUUAUGGGCAGAAGCUCAGAAAACUGAUGAAGCAACCAAGGCUCCAGAGUUUGACAUGUCAGAACUUGAGAGUCUUUUUUCUGCAGCUACUUCAACAACUUCAGAUGGAAAUUCAGGUGGGAAAUCAGGACGUCGAACCACGGGACCUAAAUCUGAGAAAGUUCAGCUGAUUGAGCUAAGGCGGGCUUAUAACUGUGAAAUAAUGCUUACUAAAGUUAAAAUCCCCUUGCCUGAUUUGAUGAGUUCAGUGCUUGCCUUGGAUGAAUCGGCAUUAGAUGUUGAUCAGGUUGAGAACCUCAUAAAGUUUUGUCCAACAAAAGAAGAGAUGGAGUUACUUAAGGCUUAUAACAGAGAUAACGAAAACUUGGGAAAAUGUGAACAGUUCUUCCUAGAAUUAAUGAAAGUGCCACGGGUAGAACCCAAGCUCAGAGUUUUCUCAUUCAAGAUACAAUUCUAUUCCCAGGUUUCUGACCUUAGAAAGAAUCUGAACACUGUCAAUUCAGUAGCAGAUGAGAUCAGAAAUUCAGAAAAGCUGAAAAGGACCAUGCAAACCAUUCUUUCUCUGGGUAAUGCCUUGAAUCAUGGAACUGCAAGAGGUUCUGCUAUUGGAUUUCGAUUGGAUAGCCUCCUAAAGCUCACUGAUACACGAGCCCGGAAUAACAAGAUGACUCUUAUGCAUUACCUUUGUAAGGUGCUUGCGGAAAAGCUGCCGGAACUUCUUGAUUUUCCAAAAGACCUUGUAAGUUUGGAGGCUUCAACAAAGAUACAAUUGAAAUAUUUGGCAGAGGAAAUGCAAGCCAUUAGCAAAGGGCUAGAGAAGGUUGUACAAGAGUUGACUGCCUCAGAAAACGAUGGACCUGUGUCAGAAACUUUUUGCAAGACGCUAAAGGAGUUCCUUGGUCAUGCUGAAGCUGAAGUGAGGUCCUUGGCUUUACUUUAUUCUAAUGUGGGAAGAAAUGCAGAUGCAUUGGCUCUUUAUUUUGGGGAGGAUCCUGCUCGCUGCCCAUUUGAGCAAGUUGUUUCUACUCUGCUCAACUUUGUGAGGAUGUUCGUCCGAGCUCAUGGGGAGAACUGUAAGCAGCUUGAAUUUGAGAGAAAGAAAGCCCUGAAGGAGGCAGAAAAUGAGAAGAUGAAAGCGGGAACUCUUUCAAGAAAGGAGUCGGGGCGCCUGAUACAGACUCCCAUCAAGAGUGCCAAUAUUAAAUCAUAAUGCAUUUCAUUAUGUUCAUCUGAGCAACAAAGCUCUUCUCCCUCUGGAUAUAUUUCUCCAUCGAUGAAUGAAUCAUCCGACCAUCAGUGUUCAUGACGUGAAGAAUGUUCAAAAGUAAUGUUGGUGGUGCGCAGAAAGGGGAGUUGUUCACUCAGAAUCUGAUUCUAGAGUUCAUGACUUCGUGGAAGAGUCUUGUUGAUUCUAAUCAUGAAGUCGAUUCAAAAUUUUCCAUUGACUUUAUCAGAAGAGCCGCCUAUCGUAAGAUACAUCUGAGGAGUCAUGUUGUAUAAAAAUGCCCCAAUAGUUAGCUUAGUUUCCUUUUUAUAUUAUUAGUUAUAUAAUGAUUUUUCAUUUUCAGAUAUAGGAAUGUAAAUCUUGUUAUGAGAUGAUAGUAAAAGCGUAGAAGGAAAUAGGAUUAGCUGCA
Molecule: messenger RNA, 4513 nt
Organism: Fragaria vesca subsp. vesca
Lineage: Eukaryota; Viridiplantae; Streptophyta; Magnoliopsida; Rosales; Rosaceae
Product: formin-like protein 14-like
Exons: 19
Coding region: 1-4089 (1362 amino acids)
Source: RefSeq, a predicted model, not a curated record